AUGGGUCGACGUCCCGCAAGAUGUUAUCGUUACUGCAAGAACAAGCCAUAUCCAAAGUCUCGAUACUGUCGUGGUGUCCCCGAUGCCAAAAUCAGAAUUUAUGAUUUAGGUCGUAAGAAGGCUACUGUAGAUGAAUUCCCUCUUACCGUACACUUGUUGUCGGACGAGUACCAACAGAUCUCAUCCGAAGCAUUGGAAGCUGGUCGUAUUUGCGCAAACAAGUACAUCUCAAAGGUCUCUGGAAAGGACUCAUUCCACAUGCGUGUCCGUGUGCAUCCAUUCCACGUCCUCCGUAUCAACAAGAUGUUGUCCUGUGCUGGUGCUGAUAGGCUCCAAACUGGUAUGCGUGGUGCUUUCGGAAAGCCAAUUGGUGUCGUCGCCCGUGUAGAUAUCGGUCAAGUCUUGAUCUCUGUACGAACCAAGGAUGCCAACCGAGCUACCGUCAUUGAAGCUCUUCGUCGUGCCAAAUACAAGUUCCCUGGUCGUCAAAAGAUCAUUGUAUCAAACAAGUGGGGAUUCACUAAAUUGACUCGUGAAGAAUACAUUGUGAAGCGACAAGACAAUAUGCUCCAACCUGAUGGUUGUUACGUCAAGUACCUCGCCGAUAAAGGGCCUCUAAGUGCUUGGAUGCGAAUGCAAUCAAAGGCAUAA
This is a messenger RNA of Synchytrium microbalum, 651 nucleotides long. RefSeq lists its product as uncharacterized. Gene Ontology annotation, cellular component: ribosome; cytosolic large ribosomal subunit. The record is from RefSeq and is a predicted model, not a curated record. Gene Ontology annotation, biological process: translation; ribosomal large subunit assembly. NCBI's taxonomy places the organism in Eukaryota, Fungi, Chytridiomycota, Chytridiomycetes, Synchytriales, Synchytriaceae. The coding region runs from base 1 to 651 and encodes 216 amino acids. Gene Ontology annotation, molecular function: structural constituent of ribosome. The transcript is spliced from 5 exons.